GAGCUCAAUACAGAAAUCAGGGACUGCCUUGUGUCUGUGCCUACAGGGAUCUCUCUGCACUACUGUACUGGCUUUAUUGGAACAGAAUCUCAUCUCAUUGAGUUCAGAGACUGUAAAAAAAUGUCCCCUCCGUAUGAAACCCAGAAUACCUGGAUUCCUCAAUAUUCCAUGAUUGGACCAUUUAGAGGUCAUAUGAGCAUCAAAAGUUCUCCUUUUUACACUGGAUCAUCGUGCAAGUUGUCAACCCAGUACCUCAUCCAAGACCACAUGGCGGCACACUACAAGAAACUUCUAACCACCAAAGCUGCUGUGGACACAUCAACACCAAAGAGUUUAUAUAACAGCAUCAAAUUCAAGGACCAGCAGAAGAAGGAGAAGCUCCUGGAAGCCGUUGAUCUGUACAAGAAGGAACAGCAGCGGAUCUGUUCCCCGGCUCAUCACCAAUCAAAAAGCCAUUUCCUGGAGCAAUGGAAGCAGGUCCUGUUUAGUAAACCUGGUGAAGAAAUACACGAGCAAAGGAGGGCAACACAAGCCAGAUCUCCGGUUCUGAUUGGCAGGGAUACAAUGCGCACAAUGGAAGGGGAAGGCUAUAUUCAAGGUGAUGCGGUGACAGCUGCCAUUCAGCCAUGGAGAAGCCAGACACGGCACAGGAAUGAGACCCCCAAACAGAAAGCCUAUAAGGACCCCGAGAAGAAAGCCUACAGUGGGGACAUUCUGGAUAAACACGCUACAAGGUUCACGAGUACAAAACAAUGGUUCAAACCGCGGUUAUUAAAGAAGACCGCCCAGUCCUUUCUAUCGAAUUCCAAGCAUUACACAUCUCCCCGAAAAUCAAAUGCUGCCCCUCAGCCAAGAGGGGAUCAACAUGGCGCUGAGCCUCUCAUAGAAUCACACAGAUCUCUGGAGAGCAAGGACCUACAGCUUGAAACUACCAGCCAAGAACAGAGUUUGGGAACAGAAAAUGGAAAUCUCCCCGGGGCCCGUCGUUCACAGCAUCUGGAACAGGAGGAAGAAAUUAAAUACCUGCGUUUCCUCCAAGAUGUGACAAAUGACAUUUUAAUCAGAGGCUGUGGCUCCGAAAGAACUAUAGAAAACGUUUUUCAAGAACACCUUCAAAGAAAAGAACAUGACAUUGAUGAGGAGAAUAAGAAACAUCUAAUGGAAGAAUUAAAGGCUGAGCUUCAGGGCAGCCCCAAGCUGGACUUUUCCAUCAGUAACGACGGGACACAGUACAGAUCCGAGGCUCUUCCCCUGCGAGGAAUCCUUCUGGCCAGACUGCUCUCCUCCCACGCCCCACAGUCGGCCAGGGACAUACGGACAGAUAGGGAAACUGGCUCCAAAAUGUAACAAAGGCUAAAUAUGUGAAUAAGCCGUAUAAUCCUUCAUAUUUAUUAUAAAUCAAGCGCUUCAGUACUGACCAAGGACGGAUUUUAAGCGUCGGACAUCCUUGCUGACAAAAACCACAGCACUUCCACGUCUGGGAGACUUUCCAUUUUACUGGUUAUUGCCAAACUUUCCUUCUUUGCACAACAAUCUGUAUACAACUGAUCUCUAUAGAAGAAAUAAACACAAAGGGCAAAUAUUCCCACUUGUAGAGGCAGUUUUGGGCAGGCAGGUAAGGGCGGUACUUAUGUUGCCACAACCUAUCGAUAUGGAUGGAUGGAUACACUAACAAAGCCAAGCAGCAACUUUUGUGACUGUCCCUUUUAAAAGGACUGCUGUGAUUGGAUGACAGAGCCCAUAUAGGGCGAUACAAGUGGAUGAUGGUGAAAAUGAUGUCACUUGAUGUAAACACUGAAUGGGCGGUAUCCAGCUGCCAGUUUCAUAUAGAUUAGCACUAUAGACGCAUCAGGCUGACGAUUGGGCAAACCUGAUGCGACUUUUCAUUUAGUCUUCAUUUUUUAUCAUUUAUAGUUUAAUUAUUUGCCUUCUUCUGCCUCUUCCCAGCUUUCAAAUGGGGGUCGCUGACCCCAGCAG
Molecule: messenger RNA, 1977 nt
Organism: Xenopus tropicalis (tropical clawed frog)
Lineage: Eukaryota; Metazoa; Chordata; Amphibia; Anura; Pipidae
Product: spermatogenesis-associated protein 7 homolog
Exons: 11
Coding region: 121-1347 (408 amino acids)
Source: RefSeq, a predicted model, not a curated record